AUGUCGAAACGUGGCCGUGAGGAGGACGAGGCGGUUGAGGUGUACGCGGCGUUACUGCGGCAGAGCGGCUCACGUGCUGUGGAGAGGAUCCGACAGCGGCGGAGCGGUAUUCUCCCCAUUGACGCACUUGUCAUACGGUACGCAAUGUGGUACCUCGACACACGGGCCUUUCCCCCGUUUAGUUACGUCACUCAGGCGCAGCGUGUGAUUUCGGAGGCCAUUGAACGUGUGUCACAACCACAGCACUACGCGUUUGUGCCACUGCCGGCUCUUGUGGAGUCUCUCGUGACGGAGAACACGGCGGAUGUAAUGCAGCAGACCAUUGCCCACAUUGAGGAGUUUAUUGACGCUCGGGAUGCAUUGGGCCGGUGGAUCGAUGAAAACACCGGUGGCGUUGCCGACUACAAUGAAAACGAGGAAGAAGAGGAUGUGGACACUGCGGUGGAGUUGGCUGCCACUCUCUGGAGAAGUACACUUUUUUGGGUUGCUGUCCUUGAGUACAUUGAGGCCCUCUCACUUAGUAGCGCUAAAGUCAACGCCUUUGCGCUGCGCCCAAAGUACGAGCAUGCACUUAUGGAGCUUCUGAACUCCAUUGCCGCUCCACGGGUUGUGGGAUAUUGGCGGCCGACCGAGUGUACAGCCACGAUGCCCAGCGCGACGGGUACCGAUGGCAGCGCUCCGGGUGCCUCCGCCGACGUUUGGCCGAAGGGCGAACCGAUAAAAAGGGAGGUGAUGGAAGAAGACACCGCUGCUGCUUCUGGACCGGACAAUCCGCAGGAUUCUGAACCCGCGCGUGCAUUUUUGGUGAGCAAGCUGUUAGCCGAUUUAACGGCACUAAUCAACAUUCCCAGCGAUAGUCCUGCUGCUGCCGGCAUCAAUACAACAUUCUACACCAUGGUUCACGCUCGGUUGAACGUCUUGGCGGCGUGCGAUCGCUUGGAUCGAUUUAGUACGUCCGCUGCGGUGAAACCGCCACCGCUAACACCCUCGCUGCAGGCACUGCAGGCACAACGUGACGCCAGCACGCAGGCACGCUUGCAUCGGGAGGCGGAACGCAUGAACCGUGGGGACAUUGGCGUCCCGCUGGAUUUUGUACCAAAAGACGCAUACUUUCGGGCUGCUUUGGAGAAGAAUAAUGAAAUCUUGGGCGAGGAUGAAGAGAUUUUCGAGGACGAGAUUAUGGAUUAUUACAAACACCACCCACAAUCGGCUGCAAAGAGUCGAAAUAAUGUCGCACCCAUAGAAAAGGAUAAAAAGGCAGAGGAGCCCAUGACUCUUGUGAAACCGCAUCGGUUCUGUAAAGUGAAGACGGGUUACACAUGGACCCAGUACAACCGCACGCACUACGAUGCACGUACAAAUCCUCCACCGAGAAGUGUACUUUGGUAUGAGUUUACCCUCUUUUAUCCUGCGCUUGCCAACACGAAGCGUGACAUGAGCCGCAUUUACCGUAUUGAGAAUACAUUGAAAGGGCCAAACGAUGAUUACUGCAUAUUAGUCUUUUCCGUGGGUCCACCGUAUGCGGACGUUGCGUAUCAGAUUGUGCGGAAGCAGUGGGAUCCACGGCCUGGUGGUGUCAGGGCGAGUUUUGAUGACACAGGCACAUACAGAUUGUUUUUCCGCUUUACGAACAGCAAUUACCGGCGUUGA
Trypanosoma cruzi is the source of this 1650-nucleotide messenger RNA. RefSeq lists its product as uncharacterized. The transcript has a single exon. Lineage: Eukaryota; Euglenozoa; Kinetoplastea; Trypanosomatida; Trypanosomatidae. The coding region runs from base 1 to 1650 and encodes 549 amino acids. Gene Ontology annotation, molecular function: protein binding. Gene Ontology annotation, cellular component: cytoplasm; spliceosomal complex. Gene Ontology annotation, biological process: mRNA cis splicing, via spliceosome. The record is from RefSeq and is a predicted model, not a curated record.